Molecule: messenger RNA, 1584 nt
Organism: Coniosporium apollinis CBS 100218
Lineage: Eukaryota; Fungi; Ascomycota; Dothideomycetes
Product: pyruvate kinase
Exons: 7
Coding region: 1-1584 (527 amino acids)
Biological process (GO): glycolytic process
Cellular component (GO): cytoplasm
Molecular function (GO): pyruvate kinase activity; magnesium ion binding; potassium ion binding
Source: RefSeq, a predicted model, not a curated record
AUGGCAAACGCUCUGGACCACCUCAGUGCUGGCCGCACGAGAAUCGAGUGGCUCUCGCAGCUGAACACCGAAUACACGCCCUUGAGGGCCUACCGCCGCACCUCCAUCAUCGGAACCAUCGGCCCCAAGACAAACUCCGCGGAGAAGAUUAACCUCCUCCGCAAAGCUGGUCUCAAUGUCGUUCGCAUGAACUUCUCCCAUGGCUCAUACGAGUACCACCAAUCGGUCGUCGACAACGCGCGCAAGGCUGAGCGCGAGCUGGCUGGCAGACCGUUGGCUAUUGCUUUGGAUACCAAAGGACCAGAGAUCCGAACUGGCAACACUGUGAACGAUGAGGAUAUUCCCAUCAGCGCGGGCGACGAGCUCAACAUCACCACCGACGAGAAAUACGCCACUGCCAGCGACAAGGAGAACAUGUACGUCGAUUACAAAAAUAUAACUAAAGUCAUCGAAAAAGGCCGCAUCAUCUUCGUCGACGACGGCGUCCUCUCCUUCACCGUCCUUGACGUCGUAGACGCCCAAACCCUGCGCUGCAAAUGCAUGAACAACGGCAAGAUCUCCUCGCGCAAAGGCGUCAACCUGCCCAAGACCGACAUCGACCUGCCCGCGCUCUCCGAAAAGGACAAAGCCGACCUCCGCUUUGGCGUCAAGAACGGCGUGGACAUGAUCUUCGCCUCCUUCAUCCGGCGCGGCGAGGACGUCAAGGCGAUCCGCGAGGUGCUCGGCGAGGACGGCAAGGACAUCCAGAUCAUCUCCAAGAUCGAGAACCAGCAGGGCGUCAACAACUUCGACGAGAUCCUGAAGCAGACCGACGGCGUCAUGGUCGCCCGAGGCGAUCUCGGCAUCGAGAUUCCGCCUGCCCAGGUCUUUAUCGCACAGAAGAUGAUGAUCACAAAGUGCAACAUCGCCGGCAAGCCCGCUAUUUGCGCUACUCAGAUGUUGGAGUCUAUGACAUACAAUCCCCGUCCGACUCGCGCGGAGGUCAGCGAUGUUGGUAAUGCCGUCCUCGACGGUGCGGACUGCGUCAUGUUGAGCGGUGAGACGGCCAAGGGUAACUACCCGGUUGAGGCCGUCACGAUGAUGCACGAUACAUGCUUGUUGGCCGAGGUGGCCAUCCCGUACGUCAACGCGUUCGACGAGCUGAGGAAGCUGGCGCCGGUGCCAUGCCCGACGACGGAGACGUGCGCCAUGGCUGCCGUGAGCGCCUCGCUCGAGCAGAAUGCCGGUGCCAUCCUGGUCCUGACCACCAGCGGCACAACCGCCCGCCUCGUCUCCAAAUACCGCCCCGUGUGCCCCAUAAUAAUGGUAACACGCAACGCGCGCGCGAGCCGCUACUCGCAUCUCUACCGCGGCGUGUACCCCUUCUACUUCCCGGAGAAGAAGCCGGACUUCAAGGAGGCGCCCUGGCAGGAGGACGUCGACAGGAGGCUCGAGUGGGGCAUCAUGAAUGCCAUCAAGCUUGGCGUGCUCAACAAGGGGGAUGCGGUCAUUUGCGUGCAGGGCUGGAGGGGCGGCAUGGGGCAUACGAACACGCUGCGGAUUGUCCCGGCGAAGGAGGGGUUGGGGUUGGAUCAGGAUGCUUAG